Molecule: messenger RNA, 1918 nt
Organism: Eleginops maclovinus (Patagonian blennie)
Lineage: Eukaryota; Metazoa; Chordata; Actinopteri; Perciformes; Eleginopidae
Product: serine hydroxymethyltransferase, mitochondrial-like
Exons: 12
Coding region: 143-1651 (502 amino acids)
Biological process (GO): tetrahydrofolate interconversion; L-serine catabolic process; folic acid metabolic process
Cellular component (GO): cytoplasm; BRISC complex; mitochondrial inner membrane
Molecular function (GO): glycine hydroxymethyltransferase activity; pyridoxal phosphate binding; cobalt ion binding
Source: RefSeq, a predicted model, not a curated record
CUGAGAGAUGAUUUACCACUGCUGUCACUUUUAUCUGUGACACAAAGUACGCAUGUCCUUGGCUUUCCUCCAGUACUGAUUUGACUUUCACCCUCUGCACCUUGGAAAGUUUCUGUUUUCCCAGCCCUCAGCUGUCACAGCCAUGCUUUCUCUGUCGUUUCGGCAAACCUUAAGGCCCCUCUUCCUCAGGGUUUCAGGAUGUUUGGGCCGAGAGGGGCCGGUCACAGCAGAGUCAUGCAGGCGAGGCCUUGUGAGUGCCAGUGGCUGGACGGGACAGGAGAGCCUGGCCCAGGAUGACCCAGAGAUGUGGAGCCUCCUGCGGCAGGAGAAGAACCGGCAGUGUCGGGGUCUGGAGCUCAUCGCAUCAGAGAACUUCUGCAGCCGUGCAGCACUAGAGGCCCAGGGCUCCUGUCUCAACAACAAAUACUCUGAAGGAUAUCCAGGACAAAGGUACUAUGGUGGAGCAGAGAUCGUAGACCAGAUUGAGCUGCUGUGUCAGAAACGAGCACUCACUGCCUUCGGUUUGGACCCAAAUCUGUGGGGCAUAAACGUCCAGCCGUACUCCGGAUCCCCCGCUAAUUUUGCAGCCUACACAUCUGUACUGCAGCCCCACGACCGCAUCAUGGGCCUGGAUCUGCCUGACGGAGGACACCUGACCCACGGCUAUAUGACCGACACCAAGAGAAUCUCUGCCACCUCCAUUUACUUUGAAUCAAUGCCUUACAAGCUGGAUCCAAAAACAGGUCUGAUAGAUUAUGACCAGCUGGAGAGGACGGCCCGACUCUUCAGACCCAGACUGAUCAUAGCAGGAACCAGCGCCUACGCUCGCCUUAUCGACUACGCUCGUAUGAAAAAGCUGUGUGUGGAGCUCAACGCCUAUCUGCUGGCAGACAUGGCUCAUAUCAGCGGCCUGGUGGCAGCAGGAGCAGUUCCCUCUCCCUUCCAGCAUGCUGACCUGGUAACCUCCACUACUCAUAAGUCCCUGCGUGGAGCAAGGGCCGGUCUGAUCUUCUACAGGAAAGGUGUGCGGUCUGUGGAUAAGAAAGGUAGGGAGGUGACCUAUGACCUCCAGGACAGGGUUAACUUUGCUGUGUUCCCAUCACUUCAAGGAGGACCUCACAACCACGCCAUAGCAGGGGUGGCCGUCGCCCUCAAACAGGCUUCCACUCCCAUGUUCAAACAGUACAUCGCUCAAGUGCUGCUCAAUGCCAAGAGCAUGGCUAAUGCUCUGCUGAAGAAAGGCUAUACCUUGGUGUCAGGUGGAACAGACAAUCACCUGGUCUUGGUUGACCUUCGACCUCGAGGGAUGGACGGGGCUCGAGCUGAGAGGAUCCUGGAGCUGGUGUACAUCACUGCCAACAAGAACACCUGCCCCGGAGACAAGAGUGCUCUCACUCCUGGAGGACUCCGGCUCGGAACUCCAGCUCUCACCUCCAGACAGCUCAAGGAGGCAGACUUUGAAAAGGUUGUGGAUUUUAUCGAUGAGGGGAUUCAGAUCGCACUGGAUGUGAAGAAGAAGACUGGAAAUCUGGCCAGCUUUAGGUCCUUCCUGCUGGAGGACCAGGAGACAGUGUCACGCAUCGCGGAGCUCCGCCAGCGGGUGGAGCUGUUCUCCAGGCCCUUCCCCAUGCCCGGCUUCACUGACCACUGAACACAACACCACACUAGCGAGGGUCAUGGACAAUUUUUCAUUCCUCCUUUAAUGUGACCAAUCUUUGAAUAAUACUGGAUAUUAUAAUGAUGUGCAAAAUGAUUGUGGCUGUAUUGGAGUUUAUGAUUAAAACUACAAAAUAUGUAAAUGUACAGAGUCUCCACUUCUCUAACUGUUAUUUUGUUGUUUUAAUGUAAUGUAUUAGUUUUUAACUUGCACACUUGUGUAUAGUUUAAAAAGAGGCUAAUAAAGUUGAUUUUAAAAGUU